This is a messenger RNA of Capronia epimyces CBS 606.96, 1470 nucleotides long. RefSeq lists its product as uncharacterized. The coding region runs from base 1 to 1470 and encodes 489 amino acids. NCBI's taxonomy places the organism in Eukaryota, Fungi, Ascomycota, Eurotiomycetes, Chaetothyriales, Herpotrichiellaceae. Gene Ontology annotation, cellular component: nucleus; cytoplasm. The record is from RefSeq and is a predicted model, not a curated record. Gene Ontology annotation, molecular function: mRNA binding. The transcript has 3 exons. Gene Ontology annotation, biological process: regulation of gene expression; regulation of RNA metabolic process.
AUGUCCGCAUCACCCACCUCCAACAUCGCAAUGUCUUCGGCAAAACGACCCUUGGAAGAUCCUUCGUCACCCUCCGCUCCCACUGACCUGCCAGAUGCCAAACGUCCAGCCCUUGACAAGCUUGUCAAAGAAGACACCACCGUCCAGGACUCGGCACCCGCCGACACUCUCUCAGCGGAGACUGCAAAGACUGUCGAAGAGCCGGAUUUGCCUGCUCCCGUGACCAACGGAAAUGCAGACGCACAUCCCGAAGUCGCCGCAUCCUCAGGAACCAACGGUACUGCAGCGGCAUCACUCCCAGAGGCUCAAGUACCUUCGCUUCCGAACAUUGUUCCACAGAAUGAGCGAUCAUCAUCUGGCGCUCCGUCAGUGCCCUCACAGGACGAGACCAACUGGAUCCAUAUUCGUGCUGUUAUUUCAAGCGCCGAAGCCGCAACUUGCAUCGGCAAAGGUGGCGAAAACGUAACCCAGAUUCGAAAACUCUCUGGGGCAAAAUGUACCGUCAGUGACUAUGCGCGUGGUGCGGUGGAGCGAAUUCUGACCGUGAGCGGGUCCCAAGAGGCAGUCUCCAAGGCCUUCGGUCUCAUUAUUCGUACUCUCAACAAUGAACCUAUCGACGCCCCCUCUACUGCCCAGUCCAAGACUUACCCCCUCCGCUUGCUGAUCCCCCAUAUUUUGAUUGGUUCCAUCAUAGGAAAGUCCGGCGUUCGCAUCCGAGAGAUACAGGAAGCGUCCGGGGCUCGUCUCAAUGCCUCGGAUUCCUGCUUGCCUCUUUCCACCGAGCGUUCAUUGGUGGUCUUGGGGGUUGCUGAUGCAGUGCACAUCGCCACGUAUUACGUUGCUGUCACACUGGUUGAGCAGCUUACGGAGCGAUUCGGCGGUCCGGCUGCGUCUGCUUAUGCCACGAGGAGUGGAGGUCCGGCAGGAGUGAUCCCGGGUGGUAUGCAAGUAGUGCCAUACGUUCCUCAACCUGCCGGAGGCCAAUAUGGCCACCCAGACACCUACAAGAGGCACAAUACCCUCCCCCCUCAGCGCGUCCCCGCCCAGCCUUACGGUGCGCCUCAACUACCCGGUCCCGCUCAGCAACCUUACGCUCCAUACGCCCAACCUUACGCGGCAACACCUCGUACUCCAAGCUACGGAGCAGUCCCUCCACAACCGGGGCCGUAUGGUCAAGUGCCACCCCAGCCUGGUCCGCAUGGGCAACCCGCACAGCCGGCUCAUGGGAUGCCUGGACAACCCAUAACCCAGCAAAUUUUCAUUCCGAACGAUAUGGUCGGCGCCAUUAUCGGCAAAGGUGGCGCUAAGAUCAAUGAAAUUCGUCAUCUCAGUGGCAGCGUUAUUAAGAUCAAUGAGCCGCAAGACAACAGCAACGAGCGACUGGUCACCAUUACUGGAACCCAAGAAUGCAAUCAAAUGGCCCUGUACAUGCUGUAUUCGAGACUGGAGAGUGAGAAGCAUCGAGUCUAG